AACAGUUGAAGACCGUGUGAACAUGUCGCUGUAUUACUGGCUCAUUGUGGUAACCGCAUUGCCCUGCGGAUAUUUUGCACAAACAUUGAAACAGACUGUCCCAUCCACGACCAGAAAUGUGGGUAAAACCGUUCGAUUCAAAUGCGAAGUCGAAGGAUUAACUAUCAGUAGCAGCGAUCCCCUUCACUGGUACCAGCAAAAACCCGGUCAGGCACCCACCCGAAUCCUUUAUUAUGGAUCAGGCACAACCUGGGAUCCGGGAUUUGGUGAUCGGUUCAAAGCUGAGAAAUCUAAAAAUAACGAAUUCUCCCUCAGAAUCGAAAAAUUACAGGAAGAGGACACGGCCACCUAUUACUGUGCCUGCUGGAUAUUGGCCGGUACAGGUUUGCAGUUUGGCAGUGGGACCAGGCUCAUUGUAACGGAAACAACUGCUCAGCCACCAAAAAUACAAAUCUUCCCUCCUAACAACACGGAACUGGAGAGAGAUAAAAAAGCGACCAUCGUCUGUCUCCUGACUGACUUCUUUCCCAAUGUCAUUCGGGUUCAAUGGUCUAUCGGGGAAAACAGCGCACUCGAAGACAAAGUGUCAACUGACUCAGUGGAAAAACAAGAAGACGGCAAUUACUCAGUGAUCAGUCGCCUGAAAAUCACUAAGUUUGAAUGGGACUCGAGCAGCAUUCACUGCAGCGCGGAGCAUGAAGCAACUCCAAACAAAGCCACGAUUAGCAAGCACUCCAUUUCCGCUAAUGUAAAAAAUAAUGCUGCAGACCAGACGUGUUCGCCGAGUACUCAGAACCAAACAGCAACGGAGACUAAAGAAUGGCCUUUGAGUUCAUUGCAGUUGGCGUCUUUUACAUACACGCUGCUGCUGAUGAAGAGCGUGGUCUAUUGUGGGAUUAUCUCGUUCAUCUUGUACAAAGUGGAGGACCGUGACGUGAAGAAGCCACUUAAUCCGGUAUCGACCACCUCCCAUUUCAAAAUUUGAUAACAGAUCUCUAUUUGGCUUAUGCUCCGAUUUCCUGUUUACACCCAGAAGUUGUACUUUAACUGUCAGUAUGAUCAGCUUACAACUGUCAUGUAAAUAUAUC
Messenger RNA from Hemiscyllium ocellatum (epaulette shark), 1088 nucleotides. RefSeq names its product immunoglobulin lambda-1 light chain-like. The transcript has 6 exons. The record is from RefSeq and is a predicted model, not a curated record. Bases 23 to 985 code for a protein of 320 amino acids. Lineage: Eukaryota; Metazoa; Chordata; Chondrichthyes; Orectolobiformes; Hemiscylliidae.